UGGGGCGUGCUCGCUCCCUGCACUGGGCGGUAGCACUCUACCCCCCGCCCCCCGUGACGUGAGGCGCGUGCACGGCGCCCCGCCUCCGCCAGUCGGGCUCAGCCUGCGUGUCGUUCGCUUGCAGCGGGGCUGCGAGGGGUUUUUGUCUGGAGCGGCGCGUGUUUUUCCCGUUCAUUUUUUUUUCUUGGUUCCGAGCCCCGGAGACCCCGCAGGACGUGGCCUCGCAGGUAGUCUCUCUGUGGAGCCACCGCCCCGCCGAGGACUUUUCUUUUUUUUUUUUUUAUACUUUUAACGUGUUUCGUCUGCCGGGCCUUUUCCGUGUGAAGUUCGGGGACCCGGAGUGUUCGACGUCGCUCUCCCGGUAAGGCCCGGAAGCCGGAGUUUCCUGUUAACCCGAUAAAUGCUGUUUAUGAGGAUGGAUCUGCUGAACUAUCAGUAUCUGGACAAGAUGAACAACAACAUCGGGAUCCUGCGCUACGACGGGGAAGCAGCGUUACGCAGUGAGCCCCGAAUGCAGUCCCUGCCGAUGUCCGCAGCUCUGACCAAUCACCGGACGGGCCCUCCGCCGAUCAGCCCGAGCAAGAGGAAGUUCAGCAUGGAGCACGGAGACGACGACCUCGACUGUGAACCCGACCACGUCUCCAAAAUGAGCCGGAUGUUCCCACCGCACCUCUCCAAGAGUCUUAAUGGGGAUUUCCGUAAAGAGGGGAGAGAGCGAAGCCGGAGCCCCGUAGAGCGCGCCGUGGCGCCCACCAUGACGUUACACGGCAGCCAUUUGUACGCCUCGAUCCCCGGCCUCGGCAUGGAUCAACCCCUCGCUCUGACCAAAAACAGCUCGGACGCAUCGAGAGGCGCCAUGAUACCGCCAUCCCUGUCCCCGGUGGAGCGACAGCAGAAUCGGCCGUCGGUGAUCACCUGCGCGCCUCCGAGCAACCGCAACUGUAACCUCUCUCACUGCCCCGUGGCCCACAACGGCUGCGUCUCCGCCGCGCCCACCAGCUUCCGGCGGCUCUCAAACGCUACUACUGCCUGUGACCCCGUGGUGGAGGAACACUUCCGCAGAAGCCUCGGGAAGAAUUACAAGGAGCCCGAGCCCGUGGCAAACUCCGUGUCCAUCACCGGCUCCGUGGAUGAUCACUUCGCCAAGGCCCUGGGAGAUACUUGGCUCCAGAUCAAGGCUGCCAAGGACAGCGUGUCCGGCAGCCCCGAGUCGGCGUCACGGAGGGGCCAGUCCUCGCCGUCUUCUCACAUGGUCAACCACAACCAGUCCCCCUCCGUGCUGUCGUAG
Spea bombifrons (plains spadefoot toad) is the source of this 1288-nucleotide messenger RNA. RefSeq names its product vestigial like family member 4 (gene VGLL4). The record is from RefSeq and is a predicted model, not a curated record. Gene Ontology annotation, biological process: negative regulation of DNA-templated transcription. The transcript is spliced from 5 exons. NCBI's taxonomy places the organism in Eukaryota, Metazoa, Chordata, Amphibia, Anura, Pelobatidae. Bases 401 to 1288 code for a protein of 295 amino acids. Gene Ontology annotation, molecular function: transcription coactivator binding.